Molecule: messenger RNA, 9970 nt
Organism: Hemicordylus capensis (graceful crag lizard)
Lineage: Eukaryota; Metazoa; Chordata; Lepidosauria; Squamata; Cordylidae
Gene: DIDO1
Product: death inducer-obliterator 1
Exons: 18
Coding region: 342-7709 (2455 amino acids)
Biological process (GO): DNA-templated transcription; apoptotic signaling pathway
Cellular component (GO): nucleus
Source: RefSeq, a predicted model, not a curated record
CCUUCUCGACGGGCAUUGGCCGGGCAGCUUUGCACACGCUCCUCCAGCGGAGUCCUCCCAGGUGCCACUGUGUGCGCCCCACCGGGAGGGAGCGAGCGGCCUUGGCUCUUCAACCCCACCUCUUCUCGCGCGGCCGCCAUUUUGAUCCCCGAGUUCUCCAGGCGGGCGGAGCAACAAGUUCCACGCCCAGCGCUGUGGCGAGGGAGGCGAAAAUGGCGGCGGCUCGUCUCUGCUGAGGCGGCCCGGCCCUGCUGAGGCGGCGAGGCGAAGGCGGGCGAGGCAGAGACUCUUCCCAUCCUCCUCGGAACCUCCUGCCUUCCUUUCAGAUCUUUUAAAAUUGCAUGAUGUGUGAUGAGUUGGAGAUUCUUAACAGGGAGAUUGAGAGGUUAUUACAAAACAGCACCGUGGAAGGAGGCUCUUUAAACUCAGAAUCUCUUCAACCAGCAACCUCUGAUUCCGGGGAUGUAGCCACUGCUUCAGGCAAUGAAGCACAAGGCAGUUUAGUGAAGGCAGCCUUAUUGAGUGGACCACUGAUGGUUUCGGAGUUGUCAAGAUGGCAUCCAGAGGAACACUGUGCUUCUGACUUCCCCAGAGCAGCCUGUGCUGUAGACAUUCUGCAGAGUGACUCUAUCUGUCUUCUGCCCUCCAGUGAUACUUCCUCUGGUUUAAGUCAACAGGCAGAAAAAAUCUCAGCAACCUCUAAUGCUGUGUCAGAGGUGAAAUCUGGGAACAGUAAGACCACUUCUAUGGACGAAUCUGUGGCACUGGAGUCUGAGUCUAAUAUGGAAAACACUUCUAUUGCAUCAGCUUUGGAUGACAAAGGUGAACAAAGCAAUGAGGAUGAACAAAAAGCAAUUAAACCAACUAGUAAGGAGUUUAAGAAAACAUGGGGGUUUCGGAGGACUACAAUUGCGAAGCGUGAAAGUUUAGGGGAUGCUGACAUGGACAUCACUGAGCAGCCAUCUCCACAGCAGCAAAGCCUGGCUCUUAGGCGUAGUGGCCGACAGCCCAAACGCACUGAACGGGUUGAAGAAUUUCUUACAACAGUUAGGCGCAGAGGAAGGAGGAAUCUUCCUACAGCUCUUGAGGACUUGAGUGAACCAGCAUCUUGCCAUGUAACUGAUGUUGAAACUGCUUCUGAAGGUAGUGUAGAAAGCAUGCCAGACACAAAAACCACUACUCAGAAGUGCCACUUGAAGGACAGCAAAGGCCAGUCAGCUCGGAAAGGUAGAACCACAAAAGAACAGGAGGAGGAGGAGGAGGAGGAUGAUACAUCUGACAGUGACAGUGAUGGAUUAACAUUAAAAGAACUACAGAAUCGUCUAAGAAAGAAACGUGUUGAGCAGAAACCUACAGGACUAACACUGAAAGAAGUCCAGAAUCGCCUCAGGAAAAAGCAUAACGAACAAAAUCCUACUGAGACAGUUGAUAUCCAGGCAGGCAAUCAAAAGCUUGAAAUGGCUGUAAAGCAAGAAUCUGAAAGUUCAGAUAAUACUGAGACUGGACAGUCAAUAGCUGUUUCCAAGGAAGCUACUGAAGCAGUUCAAGCUAAGAGAGAAAUAAAGCCAACUAUGCAGACAAAUGAUGAACCUGAAGAAUCCACAAAGCGCAAAUCAGAGUGUGAGGUUUAUGAUCCUGGUACUCUGUAUUGCAUUUGUCAGCAACCUCACAACAACAGAUUUAUGAUUUGUUGUGAUAGAUGCGAGGAGUGGUUUCAUGGGGACUGCGUAGGGAUUUCAGAGGCUCGUGGAAGACUGUUAGAAAGGAAUGGAGAGGACUAUAUCUGUCCAAAUUGCACCAUUCUCCAGGGUCAGGAUGAGACAGUUACAGAAGCAGGACAUCAAGAAACCAUGUUGGGACAGGUAACGGCUGAUGGCACAGAGCUCACAAGCAUAGGAACUGUUGAGCAAAAGUCUAGUGAAGAUCAAGGCAUCAAGGGUCGGAUUGAAAAAGCUGCAAAUCCCAGUGGAAAGAAAAAACUUAAAAUAUUUCAGCCAGUGGUUGAAGAGCCCGAAGCAGCCAGAUGCAUUGGCCCUGGUUGUUCAAAUGUGGCCCAGCCAGGUUCUGUGUACUGCGGUCAUGAAUGUAUUCUCAAACAUGCUGCAGCCACCAUGAAGUUUCUCAGUGAAGGCAAAGAACAAAAACCAAAAGACAAGAUAAAACAAAAAGCUGAACGAUCGGUUAUCCUAAAACCUCAACCUCCAGCAGGUACCAAACCUCUAUCUAUGCAGAAGAGACCAGCUCCUGAGAAAAGAGAGAUUACCAUGAAGAAAACAGUGGUGACAGCAAGCCUUAAGACUGAAGCAAAUACUCAGACAGUUGCUAAAGAGCCAACCCCAGAAAGCAGCACACCAUCCUGGGCAAGCGAUCAUAAUUAUAAUGCAGUAAAGCCAGAAAAGACUCCUGCCAUUUCAUCAACACUGUUGUACAAAUCACAAAAGGAAGAGCGGAAAAAUGAGGAUAAACCAGCAGAAUCUUCUAUGGGAUCAAAGAAAAUUGUUGAGAAACCGAUGUCUUCCCAAGCUAGAAAUCUGUCUCAAAAGAAACCCGUUGUGUUUACUAGUACUUCACUAACUAAGCACCCAGUUAAACACUCUGCUGCGGACUUCAAAGGGGUAAUACCUAAGAAAUCCUCACUUUCAGCUGGUACACCUACAUCAAGCAAUGUGUCUUCAUUGAAGCCUUCACCUCUGUCCUAUGGUACAUCCUCGGUUUCUAAAAAAACAAAUGCCUCUUCUAGCAUAGGUGGAGGUCUUAAGAGGCCCAUGAUGUCUUCCUCUUCUCCUUCAUCAACUUCGACACAAGCAAAAUUGGCAGCAGGUAUCAAUCAAUCACAACCUCUCUCUCAGAUUCGACAGAAUAUACGAAGAUCUCUUAAAGAGAUUCUGUGGAAAAGAGUAAAUGAUAGUGAUGAUCUGGUCAUGACAGAGAGUGAAGUGGGGAAGAUUGCACUAAAUAUUGAAAAGGAGAUGUUUAAUUUGUUCCAAGCUACAGACAAUCGGUAUAAGAGUAAAUAUCGCAGCAUUAUGUUCAACCUCAAGGACCCCAAAAAUCAGGGGCUUUUCCAUCGUGUUCUUCGAGAAGACAUUCCUUUGUCAAAGCUAGUAAGAAUGAAGCCAGAAGAACUUUUAUCCAAAGAGCUAUCUAUGUGGAAAGAAAAACCAGCCAAAUCAAUAAUGGCAUCUAGUAGACGUAAAUCUUUUGAAAACAAAAAAACUGCUGUAAGACAAGAACCCAUCCCAGAUGUUAACAUGGAAGAUUCCCCACCAGUGUCUGACUCUGAUGAACAGCAAGAGUCUGAUCGAGCAGCCCCUGAGAAAAGCAGUGCCCCACUUCUGGAUGUUUUCAGUAGUAUGUUAAAGGACACGACCAGUCAGCAUCGAGCCCAUCUUUUUGACCUAAAUUGCAAAAUCUGUACAGGCCAGAUUUCGGCAUCUGAUGAAGAACCAGCUUCAAAAAAACCAAAAACAUCCGUUAAAAAGGCAGAACCAAAGCCAGAAACAAAGUCCAAAUCUGAAAGCUCAACACCAACCGAUGAUGUAGAGAUGACAAAAGAAGAACUAGAAAUUGCUCCAGAACCUGUUGUUGGAGCUACAGCUGAAUCCAUUCCCCAGCCAAGCCUGGAAAGAACCUAUGUUCCUUUAACACAAGGGCAAACUAACCCAGAAUCUUCUCUAUCCAAUGAGAGCAAUCUCUAUCCUGCAUCUUAUGCUGGUGGAGUUGUUACUACUGUGACAGUUUCUGGCAAGGACCCCAGAACAGCCAUGAGCACUUCAUCUACCUCUGCUUCUGCUGUGAUUUCUGCAUUGCAUCCAGUUCCCACACCUGACAAAGUUUCUGUGGGAGAGAGUAAGCCAGAACUGUCAAGAUCUGUUUUACCAGCUCCGAAGUCUAUAUUAACAAAGCCAUCAUCUUCAUCAGACCCACGAUACUUGGCAGUUCCACCAUCACUAAAUGUCAGUGUUUCAGAGAUACAGUCCCCUCAAGAAGGUGAUACUUCCCUCUUUCUCUCUCGUCUCAGCACCAUUUGGAAAGGUUUUAUCAACAUGCAAAGUGUGGCCAAGUUUGUCACCAAAGCAUACCCUGUUUCUGGGUGCUUUGACUACCUCAAUGAGGAUUUACCAGAUACAAUUCAUAUUGGAGGGAGGAUCUCACCGAAGACAGUGUGGGAUUACAUUGGCAAACUUAAAUCUUCUGUGUCAAAGGAAUUAUGUUUGAUUCGUUUCCAUCCUGCAACAGAAGAGGAGGAAGUUGCAUACAUUUCUCUCUACUCAUAUUUUAGCAGUCGUGGCCGAUUUGGGGUUGUAGCUAAUAACAACAGACAUGUCAAGGAUCUCUAUUUGAUUCCUCUCAGUGCUAAGGAUCCUAUUCCAUCUAAACUUUUGCCCUUUGAGGGACCAGGUCUUGAAGCAACACGUCCAAACUUAAUUCUUGGAUUGGUGAUCUGUCAAAAAGCUAAACGUCCUGCAGCUGUAUUAGAAUCUGAAAAGAUGGAAGAAAAAAGAAGCAGAAUUCAGCUGCAGGAAGAAACUGAAGUACCUGGGUAUCCUAAAGGUACUAUACAUUCUCAACAAGAGAAGAAAACUCCAAAAUUUUCUCUCUAUUCUGGAGACACAGCUACCACUGCAACACCACCUGGAUCUCCACCACCUCCACCCCCAAAUCCCCCUUCAGAGCCAACUUCAGCAGUAACACCUUCUGUGCUAAAAAUACUGUCUUCAAUUAAAGCAGGAAGCUCUACCAGUGUUGCACCAUCAAAUGUUUCAGUAUCAGGAACUAGCAUACCUACCCCAGCUUCAAAAUCAUCCACGCCACUCGAUCACAUCCUGCAAACUCUAUUUGGGAAAAAGAAAUCUUUUGACCCUGUUACCAAAGACUCUGAAGGUGCUCAGACUUCAAAGCCUGAAGCUCAAACUAUUGAUGAAGGAUUACCAGUUGCUCCUUUAUUAGAUCCCAUUGUGCAGCAAUUUGGGCAGAUGUCAAAAGAAAAAGCUAUAGAAGAGGAAGAAGAUGAUAGACCUUAUGACCCUGAGGAAGAGUAUGCCCCAGAGAGAGCUUUUGAAAUACAGAGUGGUGAAAGUGGCCUUGAAAAACAAUGUGAAACUUCAGAGCAAGAGGAUGAGGCCUAUGACCCAGAAGAUGAAACUAUCUUAGAAGAGGCAAAAGUUACUGUGGAUGAUUUACCUAAUAAAAUGUAUUCUGAAUCUAAAAAUAACUCUUUGUCCACAUCUGCUUCAUUUGUGCCUGAUAUAUCAGCUCCAACAUCUUUGGUAGAACAACAAAAGAUGUUAGAAGAAUUAAAUAAACAAAUAGAAGAACAGAAAAGGCAACUUGAAGAACAAGAAGAAGCCCUCAGACAACAAAGAGCAGCUGUUGGUGUAUCAAUGGCUCAUUUUUCAGUAUCUGAUGCUUUAAUGUCACCUCCUCCAAAAUCAUCCAUAGCGAAAACAGAGUUAUUCCAACAUGAAAAACAAAGUACUGAAAAAACGGAGUUGCCUACAUCAAGUCAAACUCAAGUGUUAAGUCAGGGAAGCGACCCUAGACAAAGUAGAGAUCCCCGACAAGCAAGAAGGAUUAUAACUGAGUGUAAUGAAAAUGCUGACACUCAUUUAAAGUCACAAAUUAUACAGGGAGAAUCCUCUACAGGAGAAAUUCUUCCAUCUAGCUAUUCGGGUCCAUUGCAAACUUCAUUUGACAAAGAAGAGAAAACAGUUAUUUCUGUUACUCAGUCAGGUUAUGAUACAUGGAUUAUAGGUGACAAAAGUUCUUCUCUGGCUGAGCAAGAUGUGCCUGCUAUCAAGUUUGAAAAUGUCACACAAGUUCACCAAGAAACUAUAAAUAAGUCUGCUUCAACUGAAACAUCUACAACUGCACCUAUUCGUAAAGUACUGCUGCCAACACCUCCUAACCCAUGUUUCCUCCCGUGUUUUUCUGGACCCAAUGAUAUUUGGUCAAAAGAAUCUCAGGACAAUAAUGCUCCAGGAGCAGGAAGAGAUUCUUUUUCAAGUUCCAUAUUCACAUCUCAAGAGAAGGGUCCUGGUCAGUUUGAAGCAGAAAGGGCCCCCUCUUCAUUGCAAUAUGAAGACCAAAGAAAUCCCCAGUCUUGCCACUUUUUCAAACAAAUGGAAUCUCCCCCAAUUCAAAGUGGAGAGGAAAGAGGUGGGCCAUCAUUUUCUUCUCAAGGGCAAAAAAAUGGCCCUCCUCCACUAAUGUGUGGUGCUCCUGAUUUUCAUGGACAGAGGGCCCCUCUGCCGCAGUUUACUGAAGGGCAUAACCCUCCCCCAAAUAAUGAUGGACAAAGGGGGCCUCCGCCAAACAGGUUUGGAGCCCCAAGAGCACCUAUUCCCUCAUUAUUUUCUGCACAGCAUGGACCAGCACCUCUCUUUGGUGAUAACAGGGGCCCUUCACCAUCUUUUCCUGGUGGGCCAAGAGAAAUGUCACCAUCUCAGUUUGAAAAUCAUAAGGAACCUCACAUUGAACACAGGGAAUUUCCAGAUUCCCAGUAUCAUGAGAUGGUAGGACCUCCUGGACAAUUUGAAGGACCUGAACCAUCCCAGUUUAUGGGAAAUAGAGGACCUUCGUCUUUUUCUUUUGGGGGUCAAAGAAGGCCUCCACCAAAUCAGUUUAAAGGUCAAAGAGGAGGCCCAACACCUCAGUUUGGAGGGCCAAGAGGUCCAGCACCUAAUAGUUUGGGCGGUUCAAGAGGUCCUCCUCCAAAUCAAUUUGAAGGACAAAGAGGACCUGCUCCAGGUCACAUGCCAGGACCAAGGGGACUUUUGCCAUCACCAUUUGAGGAACGGAGAGGGAGCUCACCACCCCGAUUCCCAAACCAGAGGGGCCCAGCACCACAUCAGUUUGGAGGACCAAGAGGACUUGCACCUGGACACUUCCCAGAAAAAAAUGAACCUCCCUCUAAUAGAGUUAAUUUUCCAGGACAGUCUCAGCAAGGUAUGAAGCCAGCCCCCAGACCACUCUUGGAUCUUCCAAACCAUCCGCCCCAGCAUAGGAAAGAGAUGUGGGAUGAAACUGGACCGUCUGCCUCUCAUCCUAAUAAUUCAGGACAAGGAUCUGAGUCAGAAGCACAGUGGCCAGCAUCUGAUUUCCGAGAUGGUCGAAGUAAUGAAUAUAGAGCUCAGGCUUUUGAAGGGAGACAGAGAGAGAGGUUUGAAGGGAGUAAUAAGGAAAAAGUAUUAGAACAGCCUGCUGUCCAACAAUCAGACAACCGACCAAACAGAGGAACUGAUGAUAGACGAAGGGAUCGUGACCAUAGUCGGCCUUGGGAAAGGGACCGUGGCAGAAAUUGGAACAGGGGUAGGGAAAGGGAUUGGGAAAGACACAGAGAAAAAGACUGGGAUAAAAACAGAGAUAGAAACUACAACAAAGAGAGGGAAAGAGAUUCAGAACGGGGAAAAGACUGGGAAAGAAACAGAGACAGAGCCCGAACAAGAGAAGGGGAUUCUUACAGAAGGAGAGAAAGAUCAAGAAGCAGAGACCGUGAUCAUGACAGAUUUAGGGACCGGGACCGAGCUCGAAGUAGGGAGAGAGAAAAAGAUAAAGAAAGGGAUAGGGACCGUGAAAAAGAUAGAGCAAGAGAUCGCAAAGACCGGAGCAAAAGUAAGGAAUGUGAUAAAGACUCUAAGCCAGAAACACAAACAGGUGGCCAAAGGUCAUCACAUGCAGAAAAUGCUCCUUCCACUAAACAGACAUAGCGGGGGAAAGGACAAUAAUGAGUCAAACAAAGGCAAUUGUAUGAAUUGACUCUGGACUUGUACAUAUUGUAUAUUUUGGUUAGAAAAACACUUUGGUAAAACCUGUUUCACAAAAAUUAAAAAAAAAUUGAACUGUAAAUGCAGAUGUUAAGAAGAUACAUGCUGGACUUGCUACAUUUUUGUUCAUAGUGCUUUCUUACAAAAAUAUAUAGGGCACAAUCCUCUGCAUGGGUGCACUGUGCUUAUGCACACAGAGAUUCUCAUAGGACUUAACAAAGCCCUAUUUUCUCCCCCUUCCUUUGCACUAUGUGCUUGGAUAUGCACACAAGCAGAUUGCCCUCUCCGCAGUUUUCCAUAAUGGCUUGUUGCAUUGCCUGUUGGGGAGAAACGGGUCAGCUGAGCUCUAUGGGGAUCCUUUCAUAUACAGAUAUUGCACCUACAUGGGAAAGGAUCAUACCUAUAACGUUUAGAAUUCUAAAAUGUUGAUUUUUUCAUAUUCUUCCUUUAUCUUGAAAUUUCCAUUUAUAGAUUAAAAAUGGAAAGUGUCUUCAAAGAGCACAUUGCUUUUUAAAGAUAUAAAGUUAUGUUUUCCAAUAACUUGAAUUGUAAUUUUAUGAUAAUUUAAGUAAAAUAUUAGAAGCCAUACCUUUACAUCUCAAAUAUAUAGUAUUGGUGUUUCAGGUAGUUCCUACAUAUGUAAAAGCCCAAUAUUUGUGACCUAAGCUAAUCUAAUUAGGCUGGAUUUUGUGUACUGUAUUUAAUAAAUGGUUUCUGGGGAGCAGUGUUACUAUUUAUUUGUAACUGACAGAGUAUUUGAAAAAGAAAUGUUAAGCUUCUAAGUUCAUUGGCUGACAUCCAGGCUAACACUGCGCUCAUGCAGCAGUACUAACACCCAGACUACUGCUAUACCAGCAGGCAAAGAGCUGGUUUUCAACUACCUUUCCUCUGAAGCCCACUGUGCAUCCCAAAAAUAUGUCCCUGGGGGCUGUACAACCUUUAGGGGCAUAUAUUUGUGAUGCACAUUGGGUUUUAGAGGAAAGGGGAGAUAAUUGAGAAUAACCCCUUCACCUGCACACACAAUAGGAUAGCAGUAAUCUGGAUGUUAGCACUGUUUGUUGCACAAGCACAAUGUUAGUCUGCAUGUCAGCCAUCUUUUUGUGUGUGGGCAUUUUGAGUUACAGACUUCACCUGGUAAAGGUUCAGGCAAAAAAUGGAUAUCUCUAAACAAGUAACUACUGUUCAGGUGAGUAAAUGGUUUUAAAUUUUGCAUUUUUCUGAAAACUGACAUCUGUAUACAAUGGAACGAAGCUUUUUAAAACUUGCUUAUUGGAAAACAUUUUAUAGAUUUUUUGAAAUGACUGACCAAGAAGGGGGAAAUAGCAGAACUAAUCCUUCAGUUGUAUCUAUUAAUUGCAGAACUGAGUAUUAUCCUUAAAGCAAUCUGGCUUUUCCUGUAGUUUUCAGUAAAGAUCAAUAAACUAUAGUCAGAGAUCAUUUCAGCCAAAAUUAGCACUUUAUUUCCAUUGAUUUAUGUGGGAGAGUUGUCAACAUGUUUUCUUCCAUCGUCAUCAAAUACUUAGUGCUUAAUUUUGGAUGGAAUGUGCCUUCAGUCCAGUUCUGUCAAAUUCGUGACUAUCUAGAUGAUAUGGGAUGUCAAUAUUUGUGCAGGUUGGAGUGAUAAAACCUAUAAUUCUGUACCUUAAAGGGAGAACUUUUCACUAUGAAAUGCAGUAUAGCAUUAUUUUUCAUGUAUUCUUCAUGUUCAUAAUUCUAAAGACUGCAUAGAAAAAAAUUACCAGUUAAGCUGGGUUUAUACAUUUACUGUUAGGCAGUUAUGUCACUAUUUUUAUAAACAUUUUGCAAGUAUAAAAGUAGAUAAAUAUUUGCAUUUUGAAAUCUGCAUUACAAAUAGUCCUAACCCAUAAGUCAUUACAGUUUUACUUUAUAGUGGUACAUCUUAGUCUUUAAACAUCAGGAACAUAUUGAUUUAAAAACAUUGGUCUAUAUGCAAAACCCUUUUGCAAAAUAUUAAAGAUGUGGUAUAGAAUACAACUAUCUACUAUGAUGUAAUUUUUUAUUCAAGAUGUUUCUAACUUAAAGACAUACAUGUAAAUAUGCAAAAUCAAGUGUUUGUUUAGGUUUACUUGACAGAGGUUUCUGUAAAUUGUAUUUUAUAUUUCAGAAUAUAUCAUUGUACAUUGAAUGUGGGACUUCAUAGGUUUUUGUUACUGUAAGUAAAAUAAACAUCUUCAGAAAGCUUU